UUCAACGACAGACGUUUAUGUAAAUUAGCUUUUUUUUUUUAAACCUGCUUCUUGAUUGGCUACAAUUUGUGUUCCGCCAACAGUACAGGGUAAUUUACAAAACCACUGCAGAGUAUAAUUGUGUAGCUUCUUGCAUUUGCGAGAACUGUUUUACUUUUUUGACUUCCACUGCCUUUCACUAUGUCAGGACGUGGAAAGCAGGGCGGUAAGGCUCGAGCCAAGGCCAAAACUCGCUCUUCUCGAGCCGGUCUCCAGUUCCCCGUGGGUCGAGUGCAUCGGCUCCUCCGCAAGGGCAACUAUGCCGAGCGGGUCGGAGCCGGCGCGCCGGUUUACUUGGCAGCGGUGCUGGAGUACCUGACCGCCGAGAUUCUGGAACUGGCGGGUAACGCUGCCCGCGACAACAAGAAGACACGUAUCAUUCCGCGCCACCUGCAGCUGGCCAUCCGCAACGACGAGGAGCUAAAUAAGCUACUGGGCAAGGUCACCAUCGCGCAGGGUGGCGUCCUGCCUAACAUUCAGGCGGUACUGCUGCCCAAGAAGACUGAGAGCCACCACAAGGCCAAGGGCAAGUGAAGCAAAAAAGAUCAGUGCGUUCAGCUAUUUUACCCAAAGGCUCUUUUCAGAGCCAUUCACGUUUUCACAGAGGAAGCUUGUAACUCCCGUUUUAAAGUGUCGUUUCUUAAAAUGUUUUUACAGCCCUCACCUACGAACUGUUGUAUUACUCACUGCAAGUGGCUUUUUCUAGGCUAUAUAUGAAGGCUAUUAAAGUGACCCUAAGUACUAUGCUUGAAUGUGGGCGAAUAAGAUGGGUGGUCCACGAGAAAAUUAGAUGUCGCAAAUGCGGGCUUUGGUAGUUAGGAGGAAACUUUCG
Messenger RNA from Choloepus didactylus (southern two-toed sloth), 871 nucleotides. RefSeq names its product histone H2A type 1. Gene Ontology annotation, molecular function: DNA binding; structural constituent of chromatin; protein heterodimerization activity. Gene Ontology annotation, cellular component: nucleosome. The transcript has a single exon. The record is from RefSeq and is a predicted model, not a curated record. The coding region runs from base 181 to 573 and encodes 130 amino acids. Lineage: Eukaryota; Metazoa; Chordata; Mammalia; Pilosa; Megalonychidae.